Molecule: messenger RNA, 2955 nt
Organism: Bufo gargarizans (Asiatic toad)
Lineage: Eukaryota; Metazoa; Chordata; Amphibia; Anura; Bufonidae
Gene: TWF1
Product: twinfilin actin binding protein 1
Exons: 9
Coding region: 176-1228 (350 amino acids)
Biological process (GO): actin filament depolymerization; positive regulation of neuron projection development; regulation of lamellipodium assembly
Cellular component (GO): actin filament; myofibril; cytoplasm
Molecular function (GO): actin filament binding; actin monomer binding
Source: RefSeq, a predicted model, not a curated record
CAGUGUAUGGCGCACUGCCCAUCGAUUCACUAAGGGUGUGUGCACUGCGACCUGUGUUUGGAAUCGGGCUCCGUUGCCUGGCAACCAGCGCACGGGCCGAUGACGUGUAUCCCGCGGGAGCCGGCUCAGCCCUGUCACUUCCUGGUUGAGGUUCGGGAGCCGCAGAGUCUUCACCAUGUCCCACCAGACCGGCAUCCAGGCGAGUGAAAAUGUUCAAGAAACCUUUGCCAACGCUAGAAAUGGAAAAUACAGGCUAUUGAAACUAGACAUUGAGAAUGAGCAACUGAUGGUGAGCGUCACUGAAAAGCCUGCAAGUUCCUGGGAAAGAGAUUAUGACAGCUUUAUUUUGCCACUGUUAGAAGAUAAGCAGCCAUGUUAUAUCUUGUAUCGGUUGGAUUCUCAGAAUGCCCAGGGCUAUGAGUGGCUCUUCAUCGCCUGGUCUCCUGACUACUCUCAUGUACGACAGAAAAUGUUGUAUGCCGCAACUAGGGCAACUGUAAAGAAGGAAUUUGGAGGCGGACACAUAAAAGAUGAAAUUUUUGGAACAACUAAGGAAGAUGUUUCGCUUAGUGGGUACCAUAAAUACUUGGUCUGCAGAUCCUCUCCCGCCCCUCUUACUGCAUCAGAAGAGGAACUGCGGCAAAUAAGGCUGAAUGAGACUCAGACAGAGGUUUCCGUAGACACUAAACACCAGACUCUUCAAGGGGUUGCAUUUCCAGUAGAGAGAGAUGCGUUCCAGGCACUGGAUCAAUUGAAGAAUAAGAAGCUAAACUAUGUUCAGCUGAAAAUUGAUAUAAAAAAUGAAACCAUUGUGUUGGCGAAUACUGCGUACACAGAAGUGAAGGACUUGCCAGCAAGAGUUCCAAAGGAUGCUGCACGUUACCACUUCUUCCUGUAUAAGCAUUCCCAUGAAGGGGAUUACUUGGAUUCUAUAGUGUUUAUCUAUUCAAUGCCUGGGUAUAACUGCAGUAUACGAGAGCGAAUGCUUUAUUCCAGCUGCAAGAAUCCAUUGUUAGAUGUCAUUGAAAACCAACUAAUGAUUGAAAUUGUCAAAAAGAUUGAAAUAGAUAAUGGAGAUGAACUGACCUCGGAUUUCCUCUAUGAUGAAGUGCACCCAAAGCAGCAUGCACACAAGCAAAAUUUUGCAAAGCCCAAGGGCCCAGCUGGAAAGAGAGGCAUCAGGAGGAUUAUUAGAGGUCCUGCAGAAGCCGAAAAGGCCAAUGACUAGAAAAGUGCGGCAGGACAUUCGUGUGUGGAGAGGUGAAAUGUGUCCAUACCCCCUGUUGUUCUAUGCACACAACAUAAUUAGGUUUUAAGUUUGUCAUUCCUCCGAUCCUGGUCACUUUCAGCUUCUGUCCUUGGGCAUUUUGAUGGCUGCUCCAAUGUGUUAAGGUUACCUGAGAGUCCAAAGAAACAAAAAGGCAGUCAAUCCCUGCCCGCUCACUGGUGGUGCCAGUAGGUAUAGCAUAUGCCCCUACUUGCAGCCUUAGAACACCUACUGGUGGGCGGCCACUGGAGCAUGUACUUGUGGACAUCUGCUGCUUCAUUUUGCUUCUUUGAACCCCCGGAAAGCCCUUCUACGUGCACAUCUACGAAAACACAACUGGCCACUACUAAAAGAAGUAGGAGCACAUUACAAUGCACUAGUGAUAUGCAGAAGAUAAUGGGAAAUUGAAGGUAUCUCUAAUAUAUAUUUGUAUAUAUGGCAAUACAUGAUGUCUAAACUAUGAGAUCGUGAACUCGUAGAUUUCUUCAUGGGAUAUACCAAACAAUACGUAUUUCCUCCUUUCAGACGUUUGCAAUAUAGUUGAAUGAAACACUAACUUGUACAAUUGUAAUAUUUUACUAAAAUCAUAAAGCACACUAUGCAAUCAUGUUCUCCGUUACUCAUCAGCUUCUCACUGUAACUUUUGUACAGUGACCUACCGUACAUGAAUCCAUAAUCCCUAUGGCUAAGCCACUGCCACUUACAAAAUCACUCCCACUCCAGAGACCUUGGUGGUCUCUGGAUCCUUCACAUGCCACACAAUGCAGAUGGCAGCUAUACAGAACAAUUGUCUUUUUCUGGAUUGCAGGGAUGUCACCAGAAUAAGUUGAAUCCAAAUAAAGAGACACAAAUAUUACUAAUAUUUGAUGUUAAAGAGGACCUCUAACAUGUCUAUUUUAGUAACUGCUUGUAUCCCCCCCACCCCUUAUGUAAUAACAAUCCUGAAGCAUCUAUUCUUAUGGCUCUGUUAGACCAUUCCAUUAUUACUCCUUCUAGAACAGGCAUGCUCAACCUUUGGCCCUCCAGCUGUUGUAAAACUACAACUCCCACAAUGCCCUGCUGUAGGCUGUUCGGGCAUGCUGGGAGUUGUAGUUUUGCAACAGCUGGAGGGCUGCAGGUUGAGCAUGCCUGUUCUAGAAGUUAUGAAUGAAUUGCUAGCAGUUUGUGAUGAAGGUCCAGUGUUACCAGUUUGGGGGGGGGGGGGGUGUUAUCUGCAUAGUCUGACAUUAUCUAUAGUGCUGCCAGUGUCCAACUGUGCAGGGACACCCCCCUCCCCCAACUGGUAACACCCAUCUGGACCUUUAUUGCAGACUGCUGGGAAUUCAUUCAUGACUUCUAGCAGUAGUAAUAGAGGAAUGGCACAUCAUAGAGCCAUAAUAAUAGAGGCUCCACAUGGGGAUGCAAGUAGUUUCUCAAACGGGCAUGUCAGGAGAGGUGACAGGUCCUCUUUCAGGCAAUGAAGAGAAGUGCAAGGCUUCUAGCAGUAAUAACACUAUAAUAAGGCCUCAUGCACGCGGCUGUAUUUUUGGUCCACACCUGAACCAUAGUGUCAUCCAUGUGCCCGUCCCACAAAUAAUACAGGGAGUGCAGAAUUAUUAGGCAAGUUGUAUUUUUGAGGAUUAAUUUUAUUAUUGAACAACAACCAUGUUCUCAAUGAACCCAAAAAACUCAUUAACAUCAAAGCUGAA